Molecule: messenger RNA, 528 nt
Organism: Gamsiella multidivaricata
Lineage: Eukaryota; Fungi; Mortierellomycota; Mortierellomycetes; Mortierellales; Mortierellaceae
Exons: 2
Coding region: 1-528 (175 amino acids)
Source: RefSeq, a predicted model, not a curated record
AUGUCUAUGUCCAUGAAAAGUCAGCAGUUCACCUUGGAGGAAUUCAAAUCAGCCAGUCCAGACGACUUAAGCCCAGCGGCCUUUCUCCAAUGGAUAGACGGCACGUUUAAGGACAAAGAGAAGCUGCACCUGGCUUAUGUCUCAUUAUACAGUCAAGCCAAAAAAUCACCUGUUCCCGAGAUACGAAAAGAUGGAAAGGAGAUGCAACGAAUGUGGAAGGACAGGGGUACUAGCCUGGACAACUACUGGUCCAAGAAUGUGAUCGCAGCUGCCAGGAAUUCCUCCGCAUUGCAGAUUGCAGUGGGUGAGCAACAUCUCAAGGAUGCACUUCGUGGACUCCAAGGCUCACAGAAGCAACGGUCUCAAGAGCAACUCCCAGCACAAGAGCAGGAGCAGCAGCAGGAGCAGGGAACAUCGACAUUAGUGCUCCUUGGGGACGAGCUCAGCUCAAACCUCUCGGAUUCUGAUUUCCAGCCUUCGACGAGCACCAGUGCAAGAACUUCGCUUUUCACAGCCGAUUUCCAUUAG